AUUUGGCAGGUUCGUCCCUGGAGGGUGUGUGUGUGUAUGUGUGCGAGUCUCUCCAAGCAACGACCUGCGAACGGGCAUCCGAGCCAGUCUGAGCAAAAAAACAGGAACCACAUUAAUUUCGAGUGUCUUUGCAAUGUUCCCGACGAUAUUUCUACAUUAUUUGCUUUGAUCUCGUCAAAGUUACCGUCUCACCAGAAGUCGGCUUCAGAAACGAAACAAGAAAUUAAUGCAUCUCGCUCCGCUUUCCUGUUUGUUUUGACCUGUGUAGCUAGAAGGGAAUCCUGUUCGAGGGAUUAGCGGUCUGUCAAUGAGGAACUACCGGCUCAUCUUCUGCCACAACCUGAAGCAGCCAUAGAUGGUUCAGUGGUUUACUGGCCAGGGGAGGAGAGGAUAGAACACACUUUCACUGCUACACGACGUGAGGUCUUGGCGGGGUUGUGGUGAGGAGGAGGAGGAGCAGGCCAUGAGGAAGAGCGUGUCUCCGUUGCCAGGCAACGAGGGCGGGAGCUCAGCCAGCACCACACGGGUUUUUGGUGUUCCUCUGGAGGAUGUGACACACACACACACAAUCAGCGGCCAUGAGGUUCCUGCACUAGUAAAAGAUAUUGUCGACUACAUUGAGGAGCACGGUCACCUGGACUUUGAGGGGCUCUUCCUGGUUAAUGGCAAUGCAGAGCGAGUGGAUUGGUUGCGUCAGCGCUAUGACAGUGGUGAGGAGGUGAAGCUAGAGAAGGAGGCCGAUCUGGCGUCAGCCGUCAGUUUGCUCCGACUGUUCUUGCAGGAGCUUCCUGAGCCCGUUAUCCCAACGGCUAUACAGGGACGUAUACUACAGCUCUAUCAAGAUUACGACAACGAAGAAGAGGUGUGUAGAAAUUUGAAGUAUCUGCUUCAGGACCUUCCCCAGUUGAACUACGGUCUGUUGCGUUUCCUGUGCCGCUUCCUGGCUAGCGUGGCGUCACUUCAGCAAAAGAGCUGGAACGUCGGAGCGCUGGCCGCCGUCUUUGGACCCGACAUCUUCCAUCUGUCAACAGAAGGAGAGGACCUUCGGGACCAGGAGUCUGUCAGCAGAGUCCUGGCAGAGCUGCUGGACAAUCAGGAGGGCCUGUUUGACUCAGAGGACGAUGAUGUCUCCACCACCAAUGACUACAGCUCCAUCAAUGAACAGAUCACAGAGCUGUUGGAUGAUGAGAAGUGUGAGGCAGAAUGUGAAGAGCUGCCUCAGGACGGGGAGGACGGCCCUGCCUCCGACUCACCGCAACGCACGCACACCGAUGACAACCCCGCAGUCAGCUCCCACCUCUCCCCUAUAUCCAUCCUGCCUGCUGACUCUGCUGAUAUUAUUCAGCGGACCAUCAGGGCUGCAGUGGAGCAGCACUUCUUUGAUCUGAAAAACUCCAUCGACCAAGACCUCAGCAGCUACGACAGCCAGGGGGAGAGUCCCAGUGAGCCUGCAGACCAGGGCUGUGAUGGAGACGAGGAGCAACAAACUGACCCUGAAGACAGUGCCUGCGACACAGAAGGGGGUACCCCGCUCACACAGCCUGAGCAGCACAUCCAACAAAAUCAGCGAGAAGCGCAGAAUUCACUGGACUCUGUGCCCACCCUGGAGGAGGGCUCAGGAAUGGACCUGGAUGCAGAGUCUGUCACCGAUGCAAAGAACAACUUAAACACUGCCAGGCAGGACAAUCAGCCUCUUGUGACGAUGGAGCACACUGUCACCAUAAGCUGUGACUCCAGUUCAUGUUGCUGUGAUCACAACGCCAACACCAGCCAGCCCAACAGGAACCACCUGUCACCAUGCCAACCAGACUCCUCCCACCUCCAGCUUUUUCCCAACAACCAAUGGGAAGCGUCACCCCCCUCCCAUCUCCACCUCCCUCCCAUCGACUUCUCAUUGAUGCAUCUGCAAAAGGAAGGCCAAGACCCCGUCCCAGCUUUUAAAUCCUGGCAGGAUGACAACGAGAGCGGAGAGGCACAGCUCUCCCCGCUGGCCGGUCGCAUGGUUCCUCUCCCUCCGCUCCCCCUGGAGGAGGGUGGUGAAGAGGAACAGGGAGAGGGAGGGCAGGAUGACUCCCCUUCCUCUUCCCGCUCCCACCCUCACCUGCUGGCACGGCGCUUUCUUGAUUUUGGUGUGCACGGUGCCCAGAGAUUCCUCCAGCAGGAUCUGGACGCCACCUCACCCACCAAAGUACAUAGGCCCAGGCGAGCAUCGUUUGGUUCCAAAGAGGCGAUGAGAGGAGGAGAUUCGGUGAUGCACCAGCUCACCAAAAAGCUUCAGCAUCUGAAGAAGAAAAUCAAACAGUUCGAAGAGCAGUUUGAGAAGGAGAGAAACUACAAGCCUUCUCAUGCAGAUAAGGCAGCUAACCCCAAGGUCCUCAAAUGGAUGACUGACUUGACCAAGAUCCGCAGGCAGAUUAAAGGACGCCAGCACCACCUUUUGCCCAGAAGCACGUUGAGGCACCAGGCUUUGAUCCAUUCACACAGAUGCCACCAUGCUCCCUCCUCCCCUUCCUCCUCCUCCUCCUCCUCUAUCUGCUCACCUCCCCAUCACAUACUCACCCCCCCGCUCCACCCCUACUCAGGCCUACUCAGCUCUAGACCGUUUCACCUCAAUGCCAAACACCGUGCAGAGACCGAGCUCGGCCCUCAGACUCGGCCCCGCAGCAACACCUUGCCCAAGAGCUUUGGAUCCACACUGGAUCACAGUGCUCAUGACGCAGCAGGGGAGCUCAAAGGCCCGCGGCCUACAAGGGAGGAAACACUGGAGCUGAUCCAAUGCAGAGUCAAAGACAAGAGGGAGGAGGACGGCUGGCCGGAUGAUAUCAAGAAGAUGACAAAAGAGCAAUUAACCUGUGAGAAGACUGUCCUGCAGAAGAAUCUGCUGCACUACGAAGGGCUGCACGGUCGACCGGUGACCAGAGAGGAGCGGCUGGUAGUGAAACCUCUGUACGACCGCUACAGGCUGGUCAAACAGAUGCUCACCAGAGUCAGCAUUACACCUGUUGCAGUAUCUCCAUCUAGUAAGAGGCGGAGUAAAACCCUGCAGCCAAUCAUUGAGGGUGAAACUUCUCACUUUUGGGAGGAAAUUAAAGAGGAAGAGGAGGAGGAGGAGCAAGAGCAGAAAAGUGGAGGAGAAGAGGAGAGGGAUGAGGAGGAAGAAGAAGAGGAGGAGGAGGAGGAAGAGGGAGAGAGCAGCGGUGGUGAGAUGCAGAGCCCCGAAGUUAUCAUGGCCAUCGACCCAAUGACCUCGAGCGACGGGCCCGUGAGCAGCCAGAACCAGUCUGACCGACAGAGCGACUGUUCAAUGAGAGAAAAGAUGGAGGAGGGAUCGGGGAGGCUGGCGCUCGACCUGCGUCUGUCCAGCUCGAACGCCUCAUCCAUGCCAGAGCUGCUGGAACAGCUGUGGAAGGCCAGAGCAGAGAAGAAGAAACUGAGGAAGACCAUCAGAGAGUUUGAAGAAGAUUUCUAUCAGCAUAAUGGAAGAAAUGUUCAGAAGGAGGACCGGGUGCCGAUGCUGGAGGCGUACAGAGAGUACAAGAGGAUCAAGGCCAAACUCCGCCUGCUGGAGGUCCUCAUCAGCAAGCAAGAUUCCUCCAAAUCCAUCUAGACCCCUUCCUCAAAUAUCCGCUAUCCCCGCACACAUCAGCUGUCAUCACUGCAGCGACGCUACGCCCAGGACGCCUAGCCUGUCAUCACGCCUGGAGAGUUUAACAAAGACUGCAGCCAACAGUCAAACACACAACAAAUGACCUCCUGUUGGUACCCUGCAGCCACAUCAUGGGGAAAUUAAGUCAGCGCUGACUGCUUUUAUUAAAAAGUAAAAAAAAUAAAAGUACCACCGAAAUCGUAAAUACGACAUAUGGUGUAGCUAAGCUACAAAUAGCCUCACAAAAAUUUAAAUGGUACGGAAACACCCAAAAUAUUCAAAAAGCAGAGGUCACAAAGAGAAACACAUGACUGACUCUGCCACAUAUCAAACAGAAGAAUAUUUUAGGGCGGCUUCAAGUGUCAUUUCCUCAAAUUAAAAAAUGGAAUGACAUCUCAAAUGUUUUUUUUUAAACUUGUUAGUGAUCCAAUCUGCCAAAUGCCUGCAAGUGUGUGAGGACGAACACUGGAAAAGUAAAGCCGUCAUUUAAUGUGUGGCCAAACCGAGGUGCUUUGCCAAAUAUCUGAAACCUAGGUUUUAGUUGAGCAUUUUAAACUUAAAUGUGCGUUCUUACAACUUUUUCCCCCUGAUGUGAAUGCAGCACGGCCGCUGGUCAAACUUAAAGCAACUUCCAUCAUCCAUCCCCGCUGCCUCAGUCUGCAUAUCAUCUGAAAACAAACAGCAGUUUAAAUAAAAAAGACAAAGAGAAACUAAUCACUGUGUGUAUCAUCAUCAUCAUCAUCAUCAUCUCACCAAUUUGACUCAAGACUCUGCACUCGUCUCUCACCUCCUGGUUUUCUGACCAGGAAGAAAAAGGCAAAAGCAUUUUGACUUUUUGAUUUCAAGAACAUUACUGUUGUCGUCGAUCUUUGUGUUUCUGAGGAAUCUCAUCGGACAGCUCGAGGACUGGCAUUUUAGACACUCUUCACUCAACACACUUCGGAUUCAUCUGGAACGUCUCGCACUGCGCUUCAACCUCUUUCACUUGUCAUUUUAAUAAUAAUAGUCUAACAUCCUUACAUCCUGGAUGCCUCACCUUCUGACUGAUUUUAAAUAUUCAUCCACAAGAUUUCAAAGCCGCUUUGUUUUAAAAAGAUGAUGUAGACCGUGCAAGAUUUAUUCCAACAAAAGUAUUAAUUCUUUUCGUUAUUUUCUAUUCUUAGGCGUUUUCUUCUACUUUUUGUUUGCAUUUCAAAAAACAGUGAUGUGGGAGCAUCUUGCAAAAAGGAAAAAAGAAAAGCUGCUUUAAGUCUUUCGACAGCUCCCAGGGCCUCAUUAAACAGAAGAUGCUCACAGGAAACAGCUGUGACUUGGCUCCUUGUGUUUCGUCCGUCUCCUGUUCAGUUUGCCACGUUGUAGUUCCUGAGGAGUUAUGGGUGAUAACUGAGAAUCCAAAAGCAUGUUGGCAGCGGGCAUUAGUAGUCUUGUGACUAAUCUGGAGGUUUUAAUUGAAAUUUGAAGCUGAGCAGAUCAUUUGUAUGUUAGCAUGAUGUCCUCAAUACUGAGAGCUGAGGUUGUUUUUAACGAGUGAACGGUCUUUAGGUGUGCCUCUGACCUCCGGUCCGCAGUUUGAUUUCCUGCUGGCAGGUCAAAGUAGGGCAGGUGAGGGGAACAAAGUCUGAUUUGAGCUCUUCUUUUAUUGUUUCCAGUAAGAGUCGAGGCGUCACAGCGUGCUUUAAAGUGUGGGACAAAAGUUUCCGACAGUCACUGAAUUUUGGUUUUAAGCUGCGAGCUCGUCAGUCAGCUGUUUGUCGUUUUUCUUCAAUCUGCACUUGCAUGUUUUAGGCGCACAGGACAAAGCUGACGCACACUUCUCUGCCUGGUUCAGAGGUGGCUGCAGUCUGUCUGUCGGUGGGCAUUCAAAGCUAUGAAUGAGGUGAACCUUUUGUGUUGUGUGAAGAUUAUUAGAAGUGUGAGAAGUUGGGACAGUUGAAGUUAAAAAGUUUGAUGUAAAAAGAUGUUAUUUGCACAGCAUUCACAGAAUGCAGCCCUUUGUGUUUUAUAAUUUUUUUUCCAUUUGUAUUUCUAGAAAUGAAGCACUACUUCUAUACAGAAAUUAUACUGUACAUUUAAUAAAAAAGAAAAAGAAAUACCCGAAGGAAUGAAUGUCAAAAGAAAUGUUUAAAUUAUUUCAAACAUUAAGUUUGGCCCCCUUUGGUUUAUUAUUGUUUGUGAUGCCCUGAGAAUGUGUUUUUUAUUAUUAUUAUUAAUAUUAUGAAUACUGCUUGUAGUAUCAUAACCAUUAUUUUGUGUGGUAACGACAAUAAUAAUCCUUUUGUAUGUACUCACUAACUGUAAAACCAGCUGUAGACGUUAGUCUGGCACUGUGGCGAGACGCACACGAACCUGCUCUGUUUUCUGAAUUACUUUGUUGCUCUGUGUAAUAUAAGCUAAUAUAGAAGCUGUACUGUAGUGAGCUUGCAUGGCAAACAAGAACAUAAUCAUAUGAAAAAAAGUCACAUUGUUUCCAUUAUUUGUGCCAUGAAGAAGCAGCAAUAAUAUGUUUGUGUUCUCUUUAACACAAAAAGCAUUGUGGGUUUGAUCCCGAGUGAACAUUUGAGGUACGAUGUUUCCGGGGUUGGACAGUGUGUUUUUACCUCUGCGUCACGCCGGCACUGCUGAAAUCCAACGUAUCAAUAAGUCUGUGAAACUAGCAGGGAUUGAAAAGCCAAUGACAGAUGUAUCAUCUGAAAACAUUCCAGUUUUUAUCGUCAUCAAAAAAGUGAAGAAAAGCGAUCCACCGUCAAUAUCUGAAGGGCUUUUAUUUCUGUCGACUUGUUUUUCAUUGUGCCUGUAGCAGAGUGGUAAAAUUCACAAAUGUAAAUGUAUUCUGUCGGUGUACAGUAUGCUUCAUCUCACACUUACCCAUCUGACGUGCAUGGUUGUUUUACACACCAGGAAUUCAGAGCAAAACUCCUCUUCAAAGACGUCUCCUAGGUCCUCCUGGAGAUACUUUAGAGAUUAGACACAUUUUUACUAACUGAUUAUUUAAAGUGAUUUAAAUAAAAGUUGUCCAGAAGUUAGUUUAAAAGACAGAAAUUAUGUUUUUCCUUUAACUACAAACAGUCUGAAGUCAAGAAGAAAACCUCAGGACAUCCUUGAGAUGGGAUUUUGCUAUAAAUUCCUUCAGUCGAGAUUUCAGGAGGGAUGCGGUAUCAGACGCUCCCUCCCAUUUCCUCCAGUCGACCUACACGUGACGCGUUUUAACACAUUAAUAUAUCGUAUGUAUCUGUAACUGUUUUCUUACUUUGUGAAUGCUUUUUCAGUUGUUCCUUCAUUGACGAAAAUGAGAAAAUACAAUCAGUAACAAACAUUUACACAUGAAAAUAAAAUUUACAAGCUUGCCACA
Haplochromis burtoni (Burton's mouthbrooder) is the source of this 6995-nucleotide messenger RNA. It is a transcript of the gene fam13b, whose product is annotated as family with sequence similarity 13 member B. The coding region runs from base 464 to 3607 and encodes 1047 amino acids. The record is from RefSeq and is a predicted model, not a curated record. Lineage: Eukaryota; Metazoa; Chordata; Actinopteri; Cichliformes; Cichlidae. The transcript has 24 exons. Gene Ontology annotation, biological process: signal transduction.